GUUCUGUCGAUGGCCUUUGCACCAAGUGUUCGGGAGAACUUUCUGUAGGUCGAUUCAUCGACUUGAUUUGUGACAACUCGUGCAUGCCAUUAUGGUCACAUGAGAACAGCACCAGUUCUUGUAGAUUGGCCGUCAAUGCGAACAAUAAGGCCGCGUAUAAAGCCCUGCAUACCGACGCUAGGGUGGCGCAGAAAGGCAGUUCGCCACGAUGCUCCCCUUUUUGAGGUUGUCUGGUUUCAUAUUACUGGCUUCCUAUCAAACACGAGCAAGUGUGAUUAACGCUACAGCGUACACUGUUCCUGGCGCCUUUCCGACCUCCAUAUAUGGGACAUAUUGGAACGACCCUACUGCUACUUCGGCGCAGCCUCAGCCUGUCAUAACCGAUCCUGUGACGAAUGAGAUAUUCCCCUAUGAGCUGACAGAUCCUGCCAACUUCCCUAAGAAUGAUACAGUGGACCCUCACCCCCUUCCGAUGGCAGCGACACCUUCUCAGCUUAUGGAACAAGCUCUUGCGCAAAUCAAAGCAAUUGCUAGCAACCCGGUUUUCGGCAAUGACACUUGCACAAAGUGCCAAGCCUCCCUCGCAGUUGGCAAAAUGCUCGUGCUUGGGGCUCCCGAACAGGGCCCCUUACUUGCCGAGGCAGUCUGCCAGUACUUCAACUACUCCACAACAUGCUACAAUGAAUAUAGCAAGCUUGCGCUCGGUUCAACGUUUUCACAGGUUCUUGCAUUUGCCAAUACUGGCGGAUAUGACGGCCAGAAUCUUUGUUCGCAUUAUAAACUGUGCCCCGUGCCACCAACGGCUCCGCUUAACAUGACUGGCUGGUUCGCAAAACCGAAACCAAACCCGCUGCCACCUCCAAAACAGCCCAGUGGCGAGCGUCUGAAGGUCUUCCACAUUUCUGAUAUUCACCUCGACCCUCGCUACGCGAUAGGCUCAGAGGCUAACUGUUCCGCAUACAUGUGCUGUCGUGAUGAUGUGUUUAAUGCAGCGAGCCCUAACCAGAUCGUGCUUCCUGCAUCUCGCUUCGGAAAUUUUGAGUGUGAUGUUCCAUUGGACUUGAUGGUUGCGGCAAUGCAAGCCAUUGGUCCUCUCACCGGUACAGAAGAAAGUGGUUUUGACUUCACUGUCUUCACCGGUGACUUGACUGCGCACGAUCCCGACAACGAAUACUCGAGGGCCUAUGUUGAGUAUGAAGAGGUUGUGGCCUACAACUUACUGAAGAAGUAUGUUGGUCCCGCGCCUGUCUAUGCGACGAUCGGAAACCACGACACAUACAUGCAAUUCCAAAUGAUCCCAUACACGAUGGGCGGUCCUCUCGGGACGCAAUUCAACUGGCUGUAUGAACACAUUUCUUCUAUGUGGCAGUACGAAGGCUGGCUUCCUGAAGAGUCGAUCGCAUAUUCUGCAACUCACUACGCUGCGUAUUCCGUGACACGCCCAGACGGCCUCAAGAUCAUCUCAAUUGACACCAACCUUUGGUAUACUAACAACUACUACGCUUAUGUCAACUCUACGGAACCUGAUCCAUUCGGUAUCUUGCGAUUCCUCACGGAUGAGCUACAGGCUUCCGAGGAUGCCGGUCAAAGAGUCUGGGUAAUCGGACAUGUGUUAAGCGGGUGGGACGGAACACAAGCCCAGGUCAAUCCAAGCAAUCUCUUCUAUCAAAUUGUCGACCGCUUCUCGCCUCACGUCAUUUCUAAUAUAUUCUUUGGCCACACCCACGAGGACCAGCUUUCUAUCUUCUACGCGAACAACGGCACAGUCAUGAAUGCUGAGACUGCGUUGGCCGCAUCUUGGGUCAUGCCCUCGCUCUCCCCCUUGACUAACCUCAAUGCUGGAUUCCGUGUCUACGAAGUGGAUUCCGCUACGUUCGACAUCCUAGAUGCAUACACUUAUGUCAGCAACGUGAACGAGUACCCGGCGUUGGACAACCAGACUGAGGUCGGCCCAACGUUCUAUCUAGAGUACAGUACUCGUGAUGCGUACGGAGGAAACAUCACUUGGGGCGCAAAUGACCCUCUAAACGCAACAUGGUGGCACCUCGUUACCGACCAAAUGCUGGUGGAUCCUGCUCUAGUCCAGACGUAUCACACAUACCAAUCAAAGAGCUCUGUCGCAAGCCUGAAAUGCACAGGGGAGUGCAUCACUGCUAAGACAUGCUACAUGCGCAGUGGUUCGAGUAGUCUUGCGUACCAAAACUGUCCUGCUGGAUACUCUUCGACGCAGUGAUCAUACUAUGUAUAACUGCAGCAGUUGCAGUUUGAUAAUGGUGAUGCCGUGCUCUGCGCCCAAGCUUCUCUGGGAAUGCAUCAAGUCUGAU
Molecule: messenger RNA, 2324 nt
Organism: Suillus clintonianus
Lineage: Eukaryota; Fungi; Basidiomycota; Agaricomycetes; Boletales; Suillaceae
Product: sphingomyelin phosphodiesterase
Exons: 22
Coding region: 209-2233 (674 amino acids)
Molecular function (GO): hydrolase activity
Source: RefSeq, a predicted model, not a curated record